Molecule: messenger RNA, 5737 nt
Organism: Cyprinus carpio (common carp)
Lineage: Eukaryota; Metazoa; Chordata; Actinopteri; Cypriniformes; Cyprinidae
Gene: pxdn
Product: peroxidasin
Biological process (GO): response to oxidative stress
Molecular function (GO): protein binding; peroxidase activity; heme binding
Source: RefSeq, a predicted model, not a curated record
AGGCUCUGAUUGGUCUUUCAUGCCGUCUAGUACACGGGCUGUAACACUGCCCUACUUCCCACUGGACUGCUGGAUUCCUGCACAGUGCACACGGCUCUUACGGCGCACUGGCUGGUCAUGGCGUUGCGGACUGUCCGAAACUUACCCUGUUUUUUAAGUGUCCUCGGCGUGUUUCUCCUCAGCAGUGGCCCACAACGGGUCUUCUCAUGCCCGAGCCGCUGUUUAUGUUUCCGAACCACUGUCAGAUGUAUGCAUUUAAACCUGGAAUCAGUGCCCGCUGUUCUUCCUCAGACAACAAUCCUAGAUCUGAGAUUCAACAAAAUCAAGGAUUUACAGCCAGGAUCCUUCAGACGAUUAAAAAACCUCAAUACACUGCUUUUAAAUAACAACCACAUUAGAAGAAUCCCAAGAGGAGCCUUUGAAGAUUUGGAAAACCUAAAAUAUCUCUAUUUGUACAAGAAUGAAAUCCAGGCGAUAGACAGAGAAGCUUUUAAGGGGCUUGUCUCUCUAGAACAACUAUACCUGCACUUCAACAACAUUGAGUCUUUGGAGCCGGAGUCUUUCUCUCAUCUUCCCAAGCUGGAGCGGCUGUUUCUGCACAAUAACAGAAUUACUCAUCUUGCAUUAGGAACCUUCUCCCACCUGCAGUCCAUGAAGAGACUGCGCCUCGACUCGAACUCACUGCACUGUGACUGUGAACUUCUGUGGUUGGCCGAUCUGUUGAAGCAGUACGCAGAGUCUGGUAACGCUCAAGCCGCAGCUACAUGCGACUAUCCGAGCCGCUUGCAUGGACGCUCGGUCGCAACUCUCACUGCAGAAGAGCUCAACUGUGAAGUUCCCCGGAUCACAUCUGAGCCGCAGGAUGUGGACGUAACCUCUGGGAACACUGUGUACUUCACAUGCAGGGCAGAGGGCAACCCCAAACCUCAGAUCAUCUGGCUCAGAAACAACAAUGCUCUGAACAUGAGGGACGACACACGUCUCAAUCUCCUGGAAGAUGGGACCCUGAUGAUCCAGGACACGCGGGAGACAGACCAGGGUGUGUAUCAGUGCAUGGCCAAAAACGUGGCUGGAGAGGUGAAGACCUCAGAGGUCACCCUGCGAUACUUCAGAUCACCAGCUCGACCUAGUUUCGUGAUCCAGCCACAGAAUACCGAGGUUCUGGUCGGGGAGAGCGUGACCCUGGAGUGCAGUGCGACGGGUCAGCCACAGCCCCGCGUGACCUGGACCAAAGGAGACCACACGGCCCUCCCAGUGGACCCUCGCAUCAACAUCACUCCUUCAGGAGGUCUCUUCAUCCAGAAUGUCAAUCAGGCCGAUGGGGGACAGUACACCUGCUUCGCAAGUAACAACGUGGACACCAUCCACGCCACUGCGUAUAUAAUAGUACAGGCUCGUCCUCAGUUCACAGUGACCCCUCAGGACCAGUCUGUGCUGGAGGGUCAUACAGUUGACUUUCCCUGCGAGGCCAGCGGAUACCCUCAGCCGGUCAUAGCAUGGACUCGCGGCGGUAGCCCCCUGCCUAAUGACAGGCGGCAUGUUGUUCUCUCAUCGGGGAGCUUGCGCAUCAGCCGCGUGGCCCUUCAUGACCAGGGCCAGUACGAGUGCCAGGCGGUCAGUCCUGUUGGCACUGUCAGAGCAGCUGUUCAUCUCAACAUCCUGCAAACCGUAAGGCCUGUUUUCACAAGCGCUCCAAGGGAUACGACUGUGGAGUCUGGAUCAGAUGUCCAGAUUCCGUGCAGCGCGCAGGGUGAGCCCACACCUAUCAUCACAUGGAGCAAGGGUGUGGUGUAGAUUACAGAGAGUGGGAAGUUUCAUAUUAAUCCAGAUGGCUAUCUGGAAGUGCAGGACGUGGGGCUUGCCGAUGGGGGACGAUAUGAGUGUGUAGCCCGCAACUCCAUUGGAUAUUCCUCAUCUAGUAUGGUGCUAACAGUGCAAGUCCCACAGGUGAGCAGGGAGGGUGAUCCGUUUGUCUCAACGUCCCUUGAAGAGGCCAUUCGGAGCAUAAACAGCGCAAUAGACUCCACCAGGAGGCAGCUCUUUGAUGGAUCUCCUCGUACCCCUGCAGAGCUUCUGGCUCUGUUUCGUUACCCCCGGGACCCCUACAUGUUGAGUCUUUUAAUUUUAACGCGGGUCCGGGGAAUUGUGAACACAGUGGAGCAGGCCAGAGCGGGAGAGAUUUUUGAGCAGACCCUACUUCUCAUCCAGAGGCAUGUCAACCAGGGCCUCAUGGUGGACACUAAUGGAACAGCCUACCGCUACAAUGACUUGGUGUCACCACGUUUCCUGGAUAUGAUAGCUAACCUGUCUGGCUGCACGGCCCAUCGGCGCUUCAACUUUGAUAGUUUAUCUGAUAUCUGCUUAAGUAUGGAGUAUAUGAUGGAUGUUGGCAAUUGCAUGCAGCACCCUAUGUGGGGCGCCUCACUCACUGCCUUUGAGCGCUUGCUAAAACCAGUCUACGACAAUGGCUUCAAUCUCCCACGUGGUGCAACUGAGCGAAGGCAUAACAGCUUCACUCUGCCUCUUCCACGCCUGGUCUCCACUUCCAUGAUUGGGACAGAGACCAUCACCCCAGACGAUCGCUACACACACAUGCUUAUGCAAUGGGGCCAGUUCCUUGACCACGACCUGGAUUCAACCGUUGUAUCCCUCAGCCAGUCUCGUUUCUCCGAUGGACAGUUGUGUACCUCGGUGUGCACCAAUGACCCACCUUGUUUUCCAAUCAUGUUCCCUCCUGACGAUCCACGGCAGCGGCGCAAUGGAGCACGUUGCAUGUUCUUUGUGCGCUCUAGUCCCGUUUGCGGCAGUGGAAUGACCUCUCUGCUUAUGAACUCUGUGUAUCCACGUGAGCAAAUGAACCAGCUCACCUCCUACAUCGAUGCCUCCAAUGUUUAUGGCAGCUCACAGCACGAGGCAGAAGAGAUCCGUGACUUGGCCAGCCAUCGGGGCAUGUUGCGGCAGGGUAUUGUGCAACGCACCGGCAAGCCAUUGCUCCCCUUUGCAACUGGCCCACCAACAGAGUGCAUGCGGGAUGAAAACGAAAGUCCCAUUCCUUGCUUCCUAGCUGGGGACCAUCGAGCCAAUGAGCAGCUUGGGUUGACAGCUAUGCACACAGUUUGGUUCCGUGAACAUAACCGCAUAGCGAGCGAGUUGCUACGUCUCAAUCCCCAUUGGGAUGGCGACACCAUUUACCAUGAGGCACGGAAGAUAGUCGGAGCCCAAAUGCAGCAUAUAACCUACAACCAUUGGUUGCCCAAAAUACUGGGCGAGGCUGGCAUGAGGCUAAUGGGCGACUAUAAUGGCUAUAAUCCCAAUAUUAAUGCUGGCAUCCUCAAUGCUUUUGCCACUGCUGCGUUCCGCUUUGGCCAUACACUCAUUAACCCCAUUCUGUACCGGCUUGAUGAAAACUUUCAGCCCAUCCAGCAAGGACACAUUUCAUUGCAUAAGGCUUUUUUCUCACCCUUCCGUAUUGUGAACGAAGGAGGCAUCGAUCCUCUGCUCCGUGGCUUGUUUGGAGUGGCGGGAAAAAUGCGAGUGUCCACUCAACUGCUUAACACAGAACUUACCGAACGCCUUUUCUCGAUGGCGCACGCCGUGGCGCUUGACCUUGCUGCCAUGAAUAUCCAAAGGGGACGAGACCACGGUAUACCACCUUACAAUGACUACCGGGUGUUCUGCAACCUGACGUCCGCGCAGACGUUUGAUGAUCUAAGGAAUGAGAUUCAGAACCCCAGCGUGCGAGAAAAGCUUCAGAGGCUGUAUGGCACACCUCAGAAUGUUGACCUGUUUCCUGCGCUGAUGGCUGAAGAACUGGUGCCUGGCAGCAGACUGGGACCGACCCUCAUGUGUUUACUGGCAACCCAGUUUAAGCGUCUCAGAGAUGGUGACCGGUUUUGGUAUGAGAACCCUGGCUCCUUUAGCCCUGCUCAGUUGACUCAGCUGAAGCAGACGUCUCUCGCCCGGGUGCUGUGUGACAAUAGUGACAACAUCACCCGAAUCCAGUCAGAUGUCUUUAGCGUAGCUGAAUUCCCUCAUGGUUAUGGAAGCUGUGACGAUUUACCAAAGAUUGACCUACGUAUGUGGCAGGACUGCUGUGAAGACUGCCGUACUAAAGGUCAGUUCAACGCCCUGUCUUACCACUUCAGAGGCCGCAGGUCAGCGGAGCACAGCUAUGCAGAGGAGAAACCUGCCACCAACCUCACUGACAACAGCAGCGCUUUGGAAGAAGCUCUAACCACAGUAAACAUAACUGUAUUACCAAAGUCAAGCACUGAACCCUCCAUUAAGGAUUUCCAAGACUUUGUUGCUGACAUGCAGAAAACUAUCACAAGUUUACGAAAACAGAUAAAAAGACUUGAAGGCCGUCUGAGCAGGAGAGACUGUGCAGAUGAGGACGGGAGAGAGCGAGUAGAUGGAGAGAGUUGGAAGAAGAACCCCUGCACCACCUGUCAGUGUCACGAUGCCCAGGUGACGUGUUUCGUGGAAAAGUGUCCGCAGGCAGCAUGUCUGAAGCCAGUGAUACCCAAAGGCUCGUGCUGCCCCGUGUGCCUUAACCAGCCGUCACAACCGCAGGAUAAUGAGCGCUACGUAUAACCUCAGCACACUUAACCAAUGUGACCUUGAGCUCAUGCCUCCAAUUGUUCCAUAGUUGCGUUUCAGGGUUUUUUUGUUGUUUGUCACGUAUUGGUAUUUUUUGUUUGCAUAUCCUCAGAUGCCCUAAACAAAGAACCAAAAAUACACUGCCUUAAAAAAGUAUUUGAACAGAUGAAUGUUGGGGCCCUGUUUUCUUCCUCAGACAUGUUAACCGAGAGACGACUACCCAAAGUGUCCAUUUACGAGACCGAGGAUGGACGGCUCCGGUCCUGGAGGGACACUUUCCUGCAGAGUUCAGCUCUAUAACUAAGCAAACACACCAAACCAAAGUCUUCAGGAUUACUUGAAAAUUGCAGUCAGUUGCGUUCAAAAAAAUAUAUAUUUAGGCUUACGUUUGAGAUUAACACAUUUGAAUUGCGUAUAAAAUUUCUGUCCUUUUGGACUGCACAGUUUUUACAUCAACUGGUAGAGUCAAUGCGAUACAUAUUUGUCAGUUAUACUUAAAAGAAAUGGGUAAGAUUUCUAAACUGAAUGUGGUUUAAAUGCACAGUAACCAGGUUUAUAUAUUUAUCAUCAUUACAUUUCAUUUGUUUCAAUCUCGUACAUUUAAACUAACUGAUUAUUGCUUGUUCCAGAGGUAAUCAUAUUUUAACCAUGUAAUUGUUUUCACCAUUAACAGAUUUAUGCUUAUUCUGAGCAAUGUAUUUUGAAAAUGUUGACAUUUAGAUCAAAUCAAAUAGAUGCAAAGAGUUAAAAAUGAACUGCCGUGAUUUUUGGAGUGCCGAAAUCUGUCUUAUUUCAUUAAUGUGUGACUGACACGUUCAUCACAGUUUAUUAGUUGAUCUUAAAACUGUAGAAAACAACUGGAUGGAAAUUUUAUAUGCAAUUCAAAUGCAGAAAUCUUAAAUUUAGGCUUAAAUGUGUUUGUUUGACUGGGGACGGAGCUGAACUCUGCAUGACAAUGCCUUAUUUCUGGUUGUUUUACAGAAGAAGCAUUCUCAGGUUUGAGAUGCCGCAGAACUGGUGCUAUCUUACUCCAUUUAAUUGAUUUACCCAAGUCUUAAGAGUGUUGUUUUAUGCAUUUAAUUGUUUUGCAAUAUGCAAUGCAUCAUACAGUAUAUACACUCAUUAUGUGCUUUUUUUU